ACUGCUUUAUGAGAAGAGUUCUCUGUAUAUGUUAUUUAUAUGCAGCUCUGAGGGGAUUUAAGAGUUAUUUUAUUAUUUUAUUUAUUUAUUAAUAAAAUAAAUAUUAAUAAAUUUUUCGUGGAGGAUUUCUCUCAUCAUGUUUCAACUGCUGCUCUUCUCUCAGCUGAUGAUUCUCACAGCUCUGGGGAAUGAAUGGAGUAAGAACUACAACCAGGAAAAUCUCUGUGCUUUAAAAGGAUCUACAGUGAUUAUGAACCUCACUUACACACACCCAACAGAUUAUACAGUGAAAGACAGGUUUUGGAUCAUAAACCCAGCUCCAGGUAAAGAGUGGAAUAAUCUGCAUAAUGAACCAGGUUACUCAGGCAGAGUUCAGUAUCUAGAACAUGGACAGAAUCACUUCUCCCUCAGACUGAGUGAUGUGAAGGAAACAGAUGAACACAUGUACUGUGUUAGAGUCUUAGGAGAGAAAAAGAGAACAAAAGAUAAAUACCUCUUUUAUCCAGGAGUAACACUCACAGUCACAGAGUUAAGAGUGGAGACUCCUGAAAAUGUGGUGGAGGGAAAUAAAACAGUGUUAGUGUGUAACACCACCUGCAGUCUCUCAGAAACACCAGCAUUCAUCUGGUACAAAAACGACCGACUUAUUGACACAAAGAACAGCAAUAACACUCUGACUCUGCAGCCGACUAAAGCAGGCGACGCAGGCAGGUAUAACUGUGCUGUCAGAGGUUAUGAUCUUCUCCGUUCUCCUGCUCGAACCCUCAAUGUGAGAUAUCAUCCAAAGAAUGUCUCAGUGUCCAUCAGUCCCUCUGGUGAGAUUGUGGAGGGUAGUUCAGUGACUCUGACCUGCAGCAGUGAUGCUAACCCACCUGUGCAGACGUACAAAUGGUUUAAAGGUACGACAUCAGUAGGAACAGAAAAGACCUACACCAUCUCCAAGAUCAGCUCUGAGGACAGUGGAGAGUACAAGUGCAAGUGCAGUAAUGAAGUCGGACAUCACUACUCCAACAGUGUGACUCUAAAUGUUCUGUUAUCAGAUAGUACAGUCAUUGUGUAUGUUGCUGUUGGACUUGGACUUUUUGGGCUUGCAGCUCUUCUCUCUGCACUCUUCUGGCUGAGAAGCAGGAGACAGAAGAAGGUGGCUGAUGAAGGUGACUAUCAGCACUCCUCUCUGCAGAACGCUGGGCCGAGUGCUCAAAAUGACACGUACGCAACUCUCGACCCUGCAAGCUGGGGAGGUGAUGAUGUGUAUCACACACUUGCAAUUUCUCAUCCCAGUCCUGCUGCUGACACACCCACCUCCCAUGACUAUGAGAAUACUGCAGAGUUUGAGCUCACCCAAAUCUAAGAUAAAGGAUUAAAGCAAUCAGAACAUAUAUACCUUAUAUAUAUAUAUAUGUAUAUAUAUAUAUAUACUAUAUAUAUAUAGACUUUAAGCAACUUACAUCCAUUUAAAGACAGCAUGUCCCCAGGUGUUUUAUCCCUCUUAAAGUUACAUACAUUUUCAACCGUAUCAUCACUUGUUUUGUAUUAAUGAAAGACACAUUGUUGUUUUUAACACUUGCUCUUGAGACAGAACUCCUGAGGGAGACAAAUCUCAUCACUUCAGCAGUGUAAAUCACAGAGAAUUUGAAACCACUAAAUAACAUCCAAAAUGCUAGUGACUUAAAGAAGCACAGUUCAUUUCAUUUUGACACAAUUUAUUAAGAGACAUUGGUCACAAACCAGCUCUACAUAAAUAUAUAGAAUCAGGAUAUAAAUUGGAGAUAACAUACAAACAUGUCAGUUCACCCAAACACUCUGAACCACUAUUUACAUUCACAAACAUAACGGUCAGCAAAAUAAGUCCUGAGCCAGGAGAGUGCUGUUCUAGCCUACUAAAGAUAUGAACAAUGGUCUUUAAAAGCUGCGCUAAGUUCAAGAAACACCAGCAAGUGGCAUCAGAAAGGACUAACUGGCCCUUCUUAGUCAUAAAUUGUGUGGUAGUCCUUUAGUCAGUCUACAUUACAUUGCUGCACAUUUUAACUAUACUGUUCAACUUACCCCUGUUCCUUACAUUACCUUACACAAGUUGCCAAACCAACAAAUAAUGGAAAAACAGAUUCAAUAAAAGUGUAAAACAUCUUCAUAAAAGAAACGUUCUUAUGAAAAGUUUCCUAAAAAAAUACAUACGAUAAAGAGCUUUCCCACUAAAAAUAUCUGUUUCCCUGAAAUUUUAAUUUAUCAUGGAAUACAGUCCCUAAAUAUUUGUACUCCUUGACCACUUCUACCUGAUGUCCCUUAAGGCUUGGCCACACUACAAGACUUUAACCGUGGGCAGAUCGCUUUGCUGUUCAGACUACAUGACUUCACUGUAUGUCUUUUUGUCCUUGUGGUGUUCACACUACGCGACGCUUCGUAAAUGAUCCACAAGAGGGCGUCGCACACCACACCGUCUGACAACAACGCCAUGUCACUCAACGCCGUCCCCAAAACACACACGGCAGGUGUAUCCGGAAAUGACGCGAGACUUUCGGUAGAGGUUUGUUUUGAAAAUGGACGUCAGCAGGAGUUUCGCUCUAAAUAAAUGUUAAUUUAUUAAAAUAAAUGUUGUGUCCACACUUUUUUUGAAGCCAUGUUGCUGCUGCUGCUUUCCUUCCGGUGACCUCAACUCUGUUGACUUGCUCUCUCAUUGGCUGGAGGUCGUAGUUACAACUGACACCACGUGAUGUGGAGUCGGCCGACCGUCCCAGAUAUUUAACAUGCCAGAUAUCUGGAUUUUGUCUGCGACACGUCAGUGAGCCUCUUUGAUGCGUCAUUGAGUAGUUCACACAUAAAGAUUGCCGAGCGCUGAUCACCCGCUGAUCUUCGCACGAUCACAGACCGAUCUGUCGACCAGCUCGUUAAUUUGCAAACCGGCCUUAAAAUCCUGUAGUGUGAACUAGGCUUUGGACAAUACGGGGGAUCAAUACUCGCCGCUGCCCUCGGCAAGUGGGCACUUUAUAUAGCCACUGUGAUUGAGUGCAGGUGGUGUAAUUAAAAGUCUGGUGAUUGGGAGCAUGGGGGCGUGGCUGAGGUUGGCGUGCCCGUGACACAUCUCUUUUGUUUAGAUGCAUUAAUGUUUAAAAAUGAAGCAUCACACCACUGAAUAAAAUGAUCUACCACUGGACCAUGACUUUCAUCUGACUCAGUGAGGAGAGACACAAUCACAGAAUGAUCUGCAUAUUUAAUUUCCCUCAAAAACACUCCGACAAUCAUCAAUAUAUAAAGUAAACAAAAGAGGGGACAAACAGAACCCUGUGGGGUACCAGUAGAGGACAACAAUACAUUUGACAACAUCCCUUUAACAUGUACUAUUUGGGAUCUGCUUGUUAAAAAAUAAACAA
Messenger RNA from Hemibagrus wyckioides, 3368 nucleotides. Its product is annotated as B-cell receptor CD22-like. Bases 137 to 1351 code for a protein of 404 amino acids. The record is from RefSeq and is a predicted model, not a curated record. The transcript has 8 exons. NCBI's taxonomy places the organism in Eukaryota, Metazoa, Chordata, Actinopteri, Siluriformes, Bagridae.